This is a messenger RNA of Gigantopelta aegis, 4502 nucleotides long. RefSeq names its product tyrosine-protein kinase RYK-like. The record is from RefSeq and is a predicted model, not a curated record. Bases 71 to 1786 code for a protein of 571 amino acids. Gene Ontology annotation, cellular component: signaling receptor complex. The transcript has 14 exons. Gene Ontology annotation, molecular function: protein kinase activity; ATP binding. NCBI's taxonomy places the organism in Eukaryota, Metazoa, Mollusca, Gastropoda, Neomphalida, Peltospiridae. Gene Ontology annotation, biological process: cell surface receptor protein tyrosine kinase signaling pathway; protein phosphorylation; multicellular organism development.
GGUCCCAAUAUGUCAAUAGUGUGUUAGAUCGAUGUGACUGAGCGGCAGUUUUUCUGGGUUUUCAUGGAAAAUGCCGCCUUCCUUCAUACUCCUGGGAGGCCUGGUCUUCCUUGGAUGUUUAGGACUUACAAGUUCUUACCUGAAUUUGUACAUGGACGCCGCAGAAACGCUGAGACUACUCGGGAUCACAGCUGAGCUGUACUAUGUACGGAAUGGCAUCAUCAACAACUACGCCUUGUCUUUCAACCUCCCCAUCCCCGCUAAAGUGGAGAACAUCUACUUCACCUGGCAGAACCUCAGGGACAAACCUGCAAUGUACUACAACAUGAAAUUCUCUGUUUCUCAUCCACGGGCUAUGAGACAGCCUGAAGCGAACAUAUCCAAUGGAGGAACCGUACCCAAAGACCUACAGGUGUUCCGCGUGAAGCUGCCAUGCACGGGCGAGAUGAGUGCGGAGGUGGACGUCACCAUCACCAUGGACAUCAGCAUCUUCUCCGCAUCCAACCUCACCGUCCUCAACUUCAAGAGGAGGAAGAUGUGCAUCAAAGAUGGAGAACUUCUGAAAGAUUAUAAUCACAUGAAGACAUUCAACUUGAGUUCUGCAGAUCCAAGCAAGGUUGGGAACCUGACGACAUCGACACACAUCUUCUACAUCGCUGUGGGCUGCGCCUGCGCCUUCAUUCUCCUCAUCGCCCUCGCCGUCGCAGUCUACUACCUCAACUCACAGAAGGGUGGAGACAGAUACUCAAAACGAAUGAACUACUAUGACAGUAGCAGUUCGCAAGCACUGACGGCACAGAGUCAGACGUUUCUACGUCCAGACACGCCCAACAACGCAAGUGGAGCUGGCCUCCCGAAUUUCCGUCGAGGGAUCUCCCCCGGCCCUGUGUCGGAGCUGAAACCAGUGGACAUCAAGUCGGUCCUUAAUGAAAUAGCCAUCGAGAGAAAGAGAGUGUCUCUGGGAGACUUGCUUCUCGAAGGGACAUUUGGCAGAAUAUACCAUGGCACGCUUGUUGGUGAAGAGAAUGAAGUAGAAACGGAAGUAUAUGUUAAAACUCUGUCAGACCAGGCCAGGGCGGACCAGGUUCAGGUGUUUUUCAUGGAGAGCUGCAUGUUGAAGGGUUUCGUCAGUCCCAACGUGAACCCGCUGAUUGCCACGUGCGUCGAGACCGACUGCCAGCCCUACAUGAUCUACCCGUUCUCUAACGAGGGCAAUCUCAAAAAGUUCCUGCAGAAAUGUCGGAUGUCCGAGUGUGGGUCGAGAUAUACGUUAUCAACACAGCCGCUGGUGUACAUGGCCAUUCAAAUCAUCCGAGGUAUUCAGUAUCUGCACCGGAAAAAAGUCAUACACAAAGACAUCGCAACACGCAACUGUGUUGUUGAUGGUGACUAUAUAGUGAAGAUCACGGACAAUGCGUUGUCGCGGGACCUGUUUCCGGCGGACUAUGACUGUCUCGGAGACAACGAAAACAGACCCGUCAAGUGGAUGGCAGUUGAGGCAUUGCUUGAUCGACGCUUUUCUCCGGCUAGCGAUGUUUGGGCGUUUGGUGUCACCCUGUGGGAGAUGAUGACCCUAGGUCAGCAGCCAUAUGCCGACAUCGACCCGUUUGAAAUGUCCGCCUACUUACAAGAAGGCUAUCGGAUAGCUCACCCACACAACUGUCCUGAUGAACUGUUUGCUGUGAUGGCGUGUUGCUGGGCGAUGACUCCGGACGAAAGACCUAAGUUCUCCCAGCUCCUCGUGUGUCUACAGGACUUCUACACGGCCCUCGGUCGCUUCAUCUGAACACACUGCCAUCUUACUCUCAUCCAAUCUGCAUGAGACACGAACUGUACAGACACUGGAAACCAUUGUACAGACACACAAAAUUACAGUCCCUGUAAAGAUGAAGUAUAUGACAACUGAAAUUCAUUGUACUGGUAUGAAGUAUAUGGCAACUGAAAUUCAUUGUACAGACACUAAAAUCCAUUGUACAGACAAACAAGUUACAACCAGUGUAAAGAUGAAGUAUAUGGCAACUGAAGUUUAUUGUACAGACAAAAAAAUUAUAGUUUGUGUAAAGAUGAAGUAUAUGGCAACUGACGUUCAUUGUGCAGACAAAGAAGUUACAGUCAGUGUAAAGACAAAAGUAUAUGGCAACUGAAGUUCAUUGUACAGACAAACAAGUUACAGUCAGUGUAAAGAUGAAGUAUAUGGCAACUGAAAUCCAUUGUACAGACAAAUAAGUUACAAUCAUUGUAAAGACAUGAAGUAUAUGGCAACUGAAAUUCAUUGUACAGACAGACAAGUUACAAUCAGUGUAAAGACAAAAGUAUAUGGCAACUGAAAUCCAUUGUACAGACAAACAUGUUACAGUCAGUGUAAAGACAUGACAUACACAGCAACUGAAAUCCAUUGUACAGACAAACGUGUUACAGUCAAUGUAAAGACAUGACGUACACAGCAACUGAAAUCCAUUGUACAGACAAACACGUUACAGUCAAUGUAAAGACAUGACGUACACAGCAACUGAAAUCCAUUGUACAGACAUGAAAGUGGUUAUUGUUUGUGACAAGGAAAUGAAUCUCUCUGAAUUUGUUUCGGUAACACGGCAGAGGGUGCAUGAAAGGGAGAAAAAGAAAAGUGAAUCUUAUUGCAGAUAUGGCCGAUGAUGAAAUAUUUGUCUUUGUAAUUGUAAUGCAGUUUUGAUCCACUUGCUCCGAUGAAUAACUUAGUAUAUUGUUUGUUACAGGCAAAGCCAAUAUCAUCGAAUGUCUCUUGAUUGCUUGAAAGACAUGGAAAGGAAAUCAUAUUGCAGAUAACACAGUCUGUGAAACAUUUCUGUCUGUAGUUGUUAUGUGUGGACCUAGGUUAACAUUAGUUUUUGUCACGAAUAUUGUUUCACAUGAGCCGUGCAUUACCAUGCAAACUUGCGUCAAAUACUAUGUAUUUGAUGUUACAUAUACUGAAAGGUACAUUUUAACAGUUAAAUUCUUAAAUCAAAAUAAAAACCGAACUUAAAAAAGUAAAAAAAAUCCUGAUUAAUAUGAACAGGGAUAUAGUUAUGUGUGCGGUAAAUAUGUAUUAAUGUGCAUUUUAAUUAAAAGAGUGUUUCCUGGUAGUAUUUGAAAUGUCUGAAGAAGAAUGAAAUUGUGGUAAUUCUUUGCAUCUAAGUACAGAGUAAGCUGCCCUUGAACUGUUUUGCUUCAGGUAAAUUGGAGGAGUGAUAUCCCCUUGUGUGGCCAUAAUCAUUUGGUAAAAGAGUUGUCUCCCUUAGCAGUGAAUAAGAAUAUGUGAGAGGAACUUGAAAGAAAUGUGUAAAUUGGAGAUGCACUGCAAAUUGAGAUCUUAAAAAUUACGGAUGUCUGUGAAAGAAGUGUGCACACAGUAAAGACAUGUUAGAAUGAAGUGAAUACAGUUUAUAAGCAUCUGUGACAGAGGUGCAGAUAACUUGAAGAAUAUGUGAAAGAAGUGCACACAGUUCAAAGCGUACACAUUUUAAAGGCAACAAAUGAAGUGCAAGCAGCUUAAAGGCAUCAAUGAAACAAGUGCACAUAGUUCAAAGGCAAUGACGAAAGAAGUGCACACAAUUUAAAGGCAAUGACGAAAGAAGUGCACACAAUUUAAAGGCAUCAAUGAAAGAAGUGCACACUUUACAGGCAUCAAUGAAAGAAGUGCAUACAGUUCAAAGGCAUCAAUGAAAGAAGUGCACACAGUUCAAAGGCAUCAGUGAAAGAAGUGCACACACUUUACAGGCAUCAACGAAAGAAGUGCACACAGUUCAAAGGCAUCAGUGAAAGAAGUGCACACACUUUACAGGCAUCAACGAAAGAAGUGCACACAGUUCAAAGGCAUCAGUGAAAGAAGUGCACACACUUUACAGGCAUCAAUGAAAGAAGUGCACACAGUUCAAAGGCAUCAACGAAAGAAGUGCACACAGUUCUAAGGCAUUAGUGAAAGAAGUGCACACACUUUACAGGCAUCAACGAAAAGAAGUGCACACAGUUCAAAGGCAUCAACGAAAAGAAGUGCACACUUUAAAGGCAUCAACGAAAAGAAGUGCACACUUUAAAGGCAUCAACGAAAGAAGUGCACACAGUUUAAAGGCCUCAGGGAAAGAAGUGUAAACACUUUAAAGGCAAUAAAAGAAGUGCACACAGCUUAAAGACAUCAGUGAAAAAAGUGAGCACAGUUUAAAAUCAUCAGUGAAAGAAGUGAGCAAAGUUUAUUAAAGGCAUAGAAAGAAGUACACACAGCUUGAGAAGUGUAACACAUUAAUUUGUCGUCUGCUUCCUGUGUCGGUAUUACAGUAUUAUAGAGAAGAGGAAAGGAAAAGGUUUGAGAAGACUUGUUACAACUGUUAGCAGUGUUACUGCAGAAAUAAAUCAAGAAGACAAAUCUAAAACCUUUCUUGAUUAACUAGUGUGCUAGUGUAUGUAUAGAAUGUAGUAUGUUACUCAAUCUAAUUAAAAUUAGCUCCACUAUUACAUGUGGAUCUAACACCAGCCAGUUCGAGCUCAUG